AUGCGGCUGGGGCGGUAUGCGCGGCAUGCCUGGUAUGCCGGGCUCGGGAAAGGCGCGCGCGCCCCGCCCAACGCUCCACGUUCCACGCACCUCACCCCUGCCCACCCCUUGCCCACUCCUGCCACGCUCUUGCCUAUGGCCCCUGCCCACCCGCCGCCACUGCUCUUGCCUAUGCCCCCUGCCCACCCUUGCCCACGGCUCUUGCCUAUUCCCACUGCCCACACCUUGGCCUAUUCCCCUGCCCGCCCCUUGCCCAACCCCUGCCCACGCUCUUGCCUAUGCCCCCUGCCCACGCUCUGCCUAUGCCCCCUGCCCAACCCUUGCCCACCCUUUGCCUAUUCCCCCUGCCCACAUCCUUGCCCACAACCUUGCACAUGCCCCCUGUCCAUCCCUUGCCCACGCUCUUGCCUAUACUCCUUGCCCACUCCCUGCCCACGCUCAAGCCUAAGCCCACUGCACACGCUCUUGCCUAUACUCCUUGCCCACGCUCUUGCUUAUGCCCCCUGUCUAUGCUCUUACCUAUGUCCCCUGCCCACUCUCUUGUCUAUGCUUCCUGCCCUCUCCUUGCCCAUGCCCCCUGUCCACCCCUUGCCCAACACUCUAGCCUAUGCCCCUUCCCACGCGCUCUGCCUAUGUCCCCUGCCCACCCCUUGCUCACACUCUAUUCUAUGCCCCCUGCCCAUUCUCUUGCCUAUGCUCCCUGUCCUCCCCUUGCCCACGCUUUUGCCUAUGCCCUCUGCCUACGCUCUUAUCUAUGCCCCCCCCUGCCGCGCUCUUGCCUGUACACCCUGCCACCACUUGCCCAUUCCCUGGCCACGCUCUUGCCUAUGCGCCUGCCACUCCCAACCCACGCUCAUAGUGCCCAUGCCCACUGCCACCCCUUGA
This is a messenger RNA of Penaeus vannamei (Pacific white shrimp), 885 nucleotides long. The record is from RefSeq and is a predicted model, not a curated record. Lineage: Eukaryota; Metazoa; Arthropoda; Malacostraca; Decapoda; Penaeidae.